CUAUGAAAGUUGGACGAUUUUACUGAGUGACAAAUUUACAGUUGGAAAACAGGAUGGAUGGCGUUGGAAGCUGACAGUGACUGGCAACGUCAAUCAAUAAAAGACCUUAUCGGACAUGAAUCAUCGUGUUUCACGACUCUUAUUGAUCACUAAUCGGUACAUCUAUGCCAGUAUAAAUCUAAAUGCCAUCAGUAGUUUAACCGGAGCCUUCCAGGAAACAAGUUUUCAUACGAGCUGGAAGUAUAAAAUUAAAUUUAAAAAAUGAAAUUAUUUCUUACACUUGCAUCGGUCGUCGCUUGUUUCAACCUCACGUUGCUGAAGGCCUAUCCACAGCCUGAAAAUAGUCCAGCAGAUCUAGGAGGAUUGUUGAUCAACGCAGUGCCGACUUCAGUUACUGCCGAAGAUAUACCGCCUGAAGUAUUAUCUCCCGAAUUUCCUCAUUUAGCGUUGAAGUGCAUUUCAGAAGACGACUGGAAAACGAUCGAGUUUUGUGAGAAAGAAACUGAACUGAAAUUGAACAUGACUAAACCUACUUUCAAACGUGGCGCUUCAAAAGAGGAAAUAGACAAAUUUUUGGAGGAAGACAAGAAAUUCGGCCCGUUUGCUUGCGAAUGUUUAGUAAAGAUAAUGGGUGUGGCUGAUGAAAUGACAAGCCAGCUUGACAUGGCCGGUUAUGGAAAAUUCUACGAAACUACUUCUCUAUCUUCUGAACAGAAGACAUUGGCUAGCGCCGAUUUUAUUUCGUGCAUGACGGCCAACUUAAUCAGACCUUCUUUACCUGUCUUCGUUCGAUGGACUGAGUCAAGCAAGGAAGUUAUUGCUGGCAACUUGAUCACGGCCAACCAUGUCAUAGCAUGUGACCUACACUCCUUGAUUAAGAAUGGCUGUCCCGAUACUUCCGUCAGCAAUUCAACUCUGGUUUGGUUUUUGCAAAAUCUACAGACCCGCAUAGCAAAAGAGAUUAUUCAUUAAAAACAAGGUGGUCGGCGACGGCGAUCCAUAAAUUCAGUACUUUCAUUGAUGACAACUUUUUCCCUCCUGAUGAAUUCGAUUGCAUGCGCUAGCCAAUUAUGUCGCACCAACAUCAUGUAACGGUAUAGCUGUGUCUGCAGCAAUAUUGUAACGAGAUAUUUUAGUUUUUCGUCACUCCAAUCGUUGGUGAAAGCAUAUAACCUUUUUCUAUCCAUAUUUGAUACUAUUGUUUGUUUUUUUGGCAAGUAAAAAACUCCAGCGAUUUACUCAAUAAAUGGCAAAAUCUGACUGGAA
Messenger RNA from Daphnia pulex (common water flea), 1266 nucleotides. RefSeq lists its product as uncharacterized. The transcript is spliced from 10 exons. Lineage: Eukaryota; Metazoa; Arthropoda; Branchiopoda; Diplostraca; Daphniidae. The record is from RefSeq and is a predicted model, not a curated record. The coding region runs from base 262 to 972 and encodes 236 amino acids.